AUGACACUCGCUAUCCGCAGACAGACCCUGGCACAGGCAGACAAGGCUCGGCAGACGGUAGCCACAGAGUUUGUCGGCGAGUUCUCAGGCAUUAUUGAGAUCGUGAAAGGGGCGGAUCAGGGUUAUGGAGGGGCUGGUUACACGGCGCUUUCUGUCCUCCUGGCGGUAGCUGUCAACACCAAGAGGAAGGACGACCUCGUUUCUGAGGCCCUCAACAACCUAAAGAGAGAAUACUCCCGCAUGGUACUGCUCUCUGAGAUCUACCACACGCCAAUGAUGAGCAUGUACAUAACCACGGUGUUCAAACUCGGCAUCGAAUUCAUGCAAGAGGCCAUAAGUCACUACUCUCGGCCAACAUGGCGCCGUUUAUGGGACGCUGUCGUCAGACCACCCUUUCUUCUCAACCGGAAAGUUAGCGAGAUCUCGGCAGCAAUGAUACAGAUUGAGAAAGAACGAGACACGCUCCUAACCAAGAGCGUGCAUGUCCUGCAUAUCAAAAUGGACCAUAUGACAGAAAAUGUCGCUCAGCUACAAGGCGACCUCGAUCAGAUUCACACCAACGACGAGAAGAAAAGACUCGUAACAUUGAGAAGCGAACUAUUGCGCUAUCUCAUUCAACCCAACAAAACUGUCGAUGACUACUCGAGGCUUCUAAACGGGGCUUUCGAUCUCCCGCCAGGUCUUCCCCGGUUUGGGGCUGACCAGGUGAUGCAGGAGAAGGCUUACGCUGCAUGGAAGAACAGCAGGUCCAACUGCAUGUUGGUGGUGACUGCCAUCGAGGUGGCGUCCGCCUUGAAGCGGGAGGCUUCGAUAGACGCCGCCUACGGCGGAGUUGCCGUGGUGGACCUCUAUUGCCAAAAGGCGGACUUCAUGACAGACAAGGACCAGGCCACAUCUCUGGGUGUUGUUGUAAGUCUGCUGUUUCAGCUCCUCGAGGCGAAUCCGUCAACCCUCCGCGACGUCAGCAAGUUCGACAGCCUGCGCCAAAGGAUCGCAGAGGUCGACGGCGCAGGGAGUCGAGGCUUGGAUGUGGCAUUUGGUCUUCUGUCUGAUAUUCUUGGACAUUUUGAUUUGGUGUAUAUCGUUCUGGACAGGGUCGAUCGUAUCCGGGGCGACUUUCUUCGAAUUAUGCUCACAAGGUUGAUGGUGUCCAGGCGAAACGGACCCAAGAUACGGGCCUUUUGUGUUGCUUGCAGUAAUAAGGAGGGAAUGAGGAAGAGCUUGAAAGAAUUGGAAGAAGAAAUGGAUGAUAAGAAUCUCAUUCUUUUCCAAAAAGAUCAGUCGAGGUUUUAG
Molecule: messenger RNA, 1293 nt
Organism: Colletotrichum karsti
Lineage: Eukaryota; Fungi; Ascomycota; Sordariomycetes; Glomerellales; Glomerellaceae
Exons: 6
Coding region: 1-1293 (430 amino acids)
Source: RefSeq, a predicted model, not a curated record